AUUUCACAACAGUUGUAACCUCAAAAGUAGUGAAUCACUUGACAAUUAAGUCAUACGUAGUUGGUUGAAAUAUUUUUAUAAUAAAGUUGUGGGUUAUAUGCUUCUAUAAAUUGGUUCGGAUACUAUAUUGAAACCAUUAGAAUACUAUUUGUUGAGAUAAGUUUGUUAUCUUUAACGAAAUAAAUGUAAUACGUAGUAAAAAAAUAUAUUCCGGGAUUAAAGCUAUUUAAUAAAAGUGUAAUUUGUACAGACAGACAGGCAACUUCAUUUACAAAUAUGAUUCUUCCUUUUUAUUGCCGCUUUCGACAGUUACAAGUUUCCUAUUAUAAUGAAGUGUGCAGUUACUACUAAUCAACAUUUACCACAAUAUUCCCAUCUCUAGAUAAAUUUUUAAUACUACAUGGAUGUAAGACGCGUGCUCAUUAUUGAAAGAAUUCAGUCUACAUCGUGUAUAUAAUCUUUGGUCUACUUUUGGAGCACUAUGAAAUUAAAUACAUAUUUUAAAAUUUACGAAUUUUAAACUCAUCUAAUGGUUAACUGUACGUUAAAAGGGUUGUUGCCUAUAUCGCAUAUGCAAAUACCGCCUUUAUUCAUUGAUAGCAUAGAAAAUAACGUUGAUUGGCAGUAUCUAUUACGCUCAAUAUAUGUAAAUUCACCCUUAUAUUAUUUGCAUUUGUAAGGUUAUGUUUUGAUUUGAUCUGAAUUGUUUAGGUAUUUAUAAAUAGAUUCUUGUAUGUAUUUAAAGUAUGUCUAAAGUCCUCAUUUGAAUGAUUUAAAUAUUAUUAUUCUUUGUUAAUUCAAUUUCAAUAAUGGAAACUUUGGCAGAAACAAAAUUUUGUAAAUAUUGCAUAGAUAAAUUGGAGUUAUGUGGAGAAGAAGGACUUGAGUGUAUAAUUUGUAAAAAGAGUGUUCAUUUAAAAUGUUUAAAAAGAGGUUCAGUCCCUGGUGGACUUUAUGGGGAUAUAUUUUUUAUAUUUACGUGUUUGGAGUGCUCAGAAAACCAAAGUGAACUUUUCAAAAGAAUAAGAUUGUCCUGGCUUCAAGUAAUAGUAUUAGUUUUAUAUCACUUACAACAUAAAAGUCCAGGAUUAGCAAGGAAAGGAUUUUUUCAUUGGAGACAUCAUGUGGCUACUUUUGUAGACAAAAAUUGGGAAAUUCUAUUUCCAAGUGAUUUCAAGAGAAAGAAAAAAUGGAUGGGAACAAUAGCGGGAACACUUUCACAUUUCAAUAGAUAUAUUUUUUUAUCGGGAAUAUCAGUAUUUAAUGAACCUGCUUUUUGGGCUUUGAUGUAUCCGAAAAUUACUCCAUUCGCCAUAUCAAUUGUCUAUUCCACCAUGGUUACAGAGAAGCAGAAUAUAAAAAACCAGAAAAAAACACUCAUUCCAGAAGCAGAAUUGUUUUAUAAUCUAUUGUGUAGUAUAGUAACUGAAUCGGAGCUACUUCAAAAUUUCAAUAUCAAUAAUUUACUUCAAUCAAAACAAGAACUGAAGCAAGAAGAUAUUGAACUAACGGAUCUAGCAUUAGAAGAUACUCAAAAGGAGGUAAAAUUAAAACAACAGAAUAAAAGAAAAAUUCUAAAAUCUCUUGGACAGUCCUCGAGAAAAUUAAUGAAACUUGCUACCUCAUCUUCUCCAUUGAUGGACGAUGUUACCCGUUUUACUUUGGAUUUGCAAGAAACCAGCAAUUCUCCUAAUUCAGAUUCAAUUAUCGAAGAGAAACUGCCAAAAGAAAAUUUGAAAUUGUUGGAUCCAUUUUGUCAUUACAACACUUCAUUGAGGAAUCAUUCAAGUAUAAAAAGAGUCUCUCUCCAAACCAAACUUACAGGAGGUGUAAGAGAAGAACUGAUUUUAUCUCCUUACAGUGGUAUUUAUCUAAAGCCGUACAUAUAUACAGACUCGGACGCAGAAACAUUUCCCACGUGGUUGAAGUUAAUGGCGGAAAUUCAAAUAGCAGCAAAUAAACAUAACAGAGAAGAAUACGUUCUACCACCUCGUGGUCCUAUUGACUACGCUUAUGUUCAGCCCGAACAUAUUCCAGCUAUAAAUAGUCUUUGUAAUCAAUUUUUUUGGCCUGGAAUCGACCUGACAGAAGCUCUACAAUAUCCCGAGUUCAGUUGUGUGGCAUUAUAUAAAAAACUAAUUAUAGGAUUCGCUUUUCUAGUACCUGAUGUUAAACAUACAGAAAGUUAUAUGUCAUUCUUGUUCACAAGACCUCAUUGGAGAAAUUGUGGCAUUGCGACAUUUAUGAUCUAUCAUCUUAUACAAACUAGUUUACACAAGGACAUCACCCUUCAUGUCGCAAUGGACAAUCCAGCAUUGUUGUUAUAUCAAAAAUUUGGAUUCAAAGUAGAAAAUGUAGUAUUGAAUUUCUAUGAUAAAUAUUUGAGAAGUGAUGUGAAAGAAUCUAAACAUGCAUUUUUUUGUAGAUUAGAAAGAGAUUUUUUAUAAAGUUGCUUUAGAUAAAAUUAAUUAAUUUUUAGAUUAUGCUACUACAUUGUUAAAAAUAAUAAACAACUAUAUUUUUUCAACUAAAUAUUGAAUUACUAGGACGUCAGCACGAGGCAUGCAGCAAAUUCGGCCAAAGGGGCCCUCGGUUUGUUUCAGGUUCUUAAGUUUAUGGUAUUAAACCCAGUUGAGAGAAAACCGAACAUGUGUGUGCGUGACAACCCGAAGCGGUUCUGUAUGAAUACGUAUACAUAUCUGUGUGCUUGUAAUGAUGCCAUUUUUUGAAAGAAACUCCCUGUAUUUUUCAUUACUUUUACAAAUCAAGUUGCUUUUUUUAAUCUUUUGGCAGUAAAGCAAUUUCAAAUAUAUAUUCUUGUUAGUAAA
Diorhabda sublineata is the source of this 2828-nucleotide messenger RNA. It is a transcript of the gene Atac2, whose product is annotated as cysteine-rich protein 2-binding protein. The transcript is spliced from 8 exons. Bases 810 to 2447 code for a protein of 545 amino acids. Gene Ontology annotation, molecular function: acyltransferase activity, transferring groups other than amino-acyl groups. NCBI's taxonomy places the organism in Eukaryota, Metazoa, Arthropoda, Insecta, Coleoptera, Chrysomelidae. The record is from RefSeq and is a predicted model, not a curated record.